AUGGGUGCACACAGAUCACAUCCUCGGCCGCCCUUCGCGGCGCUUUCGCAAGGUACAGGUUAUCUCCGUAAUCCUCUUCUGGAGCACGUACCUUCUCCAGGGUAACCCGCACGGCCCACCCGUGCUCUUCAUUCGUCGGAUCUCCCGCUUCUUCACCAAACGUUUGACAUCGUUUCAGACUGUCACCUUGACAUUAUUGUACCUCUAUCUCGCACGAAAUUUCGCUAAGAUCCUUAAUCUCGAGAGUCCGGAGCCGCUUGCCAAUUUGUACUCUCGGAGUUACUUUCGUGCGACAUGGGUUAUGACGGCCCUGGAUGCGGGAUUUUGGACUGCUAUGCGGAUCAAGACUGGUUGGUUGAGGGAUUUUUGCAGCGUGGUCUUCAGUUUGUAUUAUUUGGUGGCGGCCGAGAGGGCGGACGAGAAGGUAUGGUGGUUUCCCCCUCUCCCCCGGAAGUGUCGGUGCGGUCAGGGUUGACGGUCGGUGCAAACAGGUUCGGAGGGUCCGCGCAACCAUCACGGUCGAUCAUUUACGCGUUUCCUGGAACAAAUCCCAGACUCCGUAUCUGAGGGCGCUCACCGCAUUGGUGAGCCCGGCUUCGAAUCGCUUCGGUCCCCGGCAUAUUCGGAUUUCUCGACCGAAGGAAUCAGUUUACACGACUCCGGUCGAUGCUUGGCUAUAUUUUGAAGGGACCAGAGAAGAGCUGAAACAUUGCACCAAGAUGAUCCUCAGCUUUCCCGGGGGUGGCUUCGUUGCCAUGUCGCCUCGACAUUACGAUGACAUGCUUCUCGCUUGGGCGCGGAAAUGCCCGGGCAUCCCGAUUGUUGCCGUGGAUUAUAAACGUGCUCCAGAGUUCCCAUAUCCGUACGCGCUCAAUGAAUGCUACGAUGUUUACCACAGCAUUGCUUACACCAAGGGAAAGUGUGUGGGAUUGUCGGGGGAGACUCUUCCCAGGAUCGCUCUCAGUGGAGAUUCGGCCGGAGGAAAUUAUGCUGCCGGUGUGACGCUUAUGAUCUUGAAUUCCACAAGCACGAGCUCAACAGGGCAUCUGAUGGAGCAAGGAUGUAGGGGAUUACCGUUACCGGACGGCUUGGUCCUGGUGUAUCCAUCACUGGAUUUGAAUAUCGGUUCUUGGAUGAAUGACGAUCAAAUGAAAUUGAUACGCCAGAGGGACAUGCGGAAAACGAAUCGCAACGUUGUUAAGCGUAAGAGCGAGUACUUUGAGCAUGCCUCUGGCAUCGUCCGUCCGCACAGGAGCGACGAGGACGAUUAUGAGGAGAGCGAUAGCGAGCCAACGGUCAUGAACGGAUCCUUCAAGAGUAAUGGCAACACGGUGGGUAAAACUGUGACCGCGACCACCAACGGCAAGCCCCAGCCACUGUCUACCAGACUCGCCGUGACUUCUCGUCUCUCGUACUUUAAUGACCGUCUGCUCACGCCAGAGAUGAUGCGUGCAAUGGUGAUCCUGUACAUUGGACCGCACAACCGACCAGAUUUCGCCACAGACUUCUUCCUCUCACCCAUCGUCGCCCCGGAAGAUCUCUUAGCAAGGUUCCCGAAGACUUACUUUCUAACUGGCGAACGAGACCCCCUCGUCGACGAUACCGUAAUCUUCGCCGGCCGCAUCAGGCAAGCAAAGAAGGCCGUUUGGAGGCACCGCCGGGACCUAGGACUCGAGCCAGGCAGGUCGCGUCCGGACGAAGGCGUAGAAGUUAGCCUAAUUCCAAGCAUCAGUCACGGCUUCCUGCAAAUGUCAGCCCUGUACCCCGGGGCUCGGAGGGAGAUUAACAAGUGUGCACGAUGGCUCAGCGAGAUACUCGCCGACCGGCCGUGCGACGGCUCCGGCGACGACGAGCCACCUUCCGUCGGCGCCGGCUCCUCCGGUGCUGGUGGAUGGAGGAAUCACACGAGAAGUUUCACGGGUGAGAGCAUGACUAGCAAUGACGAGGACAGACCGUUGGAGAUGUCUAUUGUUAGUGGAAAUGCCAGGGGAAGCGGGGGCCGGGGAGCGCCUUCGGGACGGAGGGGCCGGAGGCUCGGGAGUAACGCAAGUCUCGGCAGCGAGGUGGAUCUGGUUGGUAGGAGGAUGCAGGGACUUGUGGGCGGAUUGACCGCUGGAUUGGAGGAUGAGGAUGACUAG
Molecule: messenger RNA, 2138 nt
Organism: Tuber aestivum (summer truffle)
Lineage: Eukaryota; Fungi; Ascomycota; Pezizomycetes; Pezizales; Tuberaceae
Source: the annotation of a GenBank genome assembly